This is a messenger RNA of Aureobasidium musti, 1365 nucleotides long. NCBI's taxonomy places the organism in Eukaryota, Fungi, Ascomycota, Dothideomycetes, Dothideales, Saccotheciaceae. The record is from the annotation of a GenBank genome assembly.
AUGACUCAGUUCAGACAUGCAUUCUCGCUGGACAAGCAAGAACUCAAUGAGAUGGCGCCUCCUGGCACCGUCACGUUGAUGGACNCGUCACCGGAUCCAGCGGAUCCUCUCAACUUCUCGAACUCAAGAAAGGUCAUGAUCUUAGUGUUGAUGAGUCUGUACGCCUUUGUCACCAACGUCUCAAGUUCGAUCAUCAGCAGUGCUUUGCCGAGUUUAAUCACAGCCUUCGCGCAUUUCCACGAACGGGGACCACCAACUGGCAUCCUGCCGUUCAGCAAGUUGACCCACCUCAUUGCCAUCAACAACUUGUUCCUCGGUGCUUCGAAUAUUUGGNCCAUCUAUACCAUCUUCCUCGCUUCUGGCUCGUUGAUUGGCGGUCUCAUCGGCGGCUACAUCACCGCCUCGAUGGGAUGGAGAUGGACCAUGUACAUCUCGGCUAUCCUCUCGGGUGCCGUCCUGCUUUUGAGCUUCUUGUUCGUUCCAGAGACGCUUUUCGACCGCGAGGCAGCCAUAGCUGUCGUACGCCCGGAAGGCUACGACAAAGACUCAACUCUUGGUGAGAAGGCUGAGAUGGCCAGAGUCGAGACCGCCGCUUCUACUGUGUUCCCCGAAUACACCUUCGCUAGAAGUCUCAAGAUGGGCAUGUACCGACCUGGCUUCUUCAAGCGUUGCAUCACCCCUUACACCACCCUUCUUUUCCCUGGCACAUGGAUGGUCAUGUUGCACUAUGCCGGCCUUGUCGGAUUGAUUGUUACCAUCUCGACUGUUGCACCACAACUACUCGCUCAGCCACCCUACCUUUGGGGCGGCUCAGUUGGACUGAUAAACGUCGGCGGUUUGGUUGGCACUGUCCUUGGUGCAAUCUAUACCUACUUCACUGCAGACUUCAUUGUCAAGCGUCAGGCCAAGCGGGAGCGACAUGGUUUCAGCGAGCCUGAAGCACGUCUCCCUCUCAUGUUCCCAGCUCUCAUCAUUGCAACAGCUGGCGCGCUCUGCUUCGGUUUCUCAGCCAAGGCAGCAACUCCAAAGGCUUGGAUUGGUCUCGAGUUCGGUAAUGGAAUGGUUGCCUUCGGUCUCAUGCAAGUGCCUUCUAUCGGCUUCAACUACCUCAUCGAAAGUUACGGUGCUUGGAGUGCUGAUUGCUUCCNNCUCAUGGUUGUCACUUUCCGUGCCAUCAUCAGUUUCGCCUGGACCUUCUUCGUUGGCACUUGGGUCGAGAGUGCAGGACCUGCUCUUCCCUUCGGCAUCUUUGCUCUGCUCAUGGGUGUGUUCAGUCUGAUCACCGUGCCAGUUUGGUUGUUUGGCAAGAGAAUGAGAAUCGCGACCAGCAAACUUGUGAUGAAGGGCUAUGUCAGAAGCGAGUGA